AUGAGAGGUUUCAUAAAUCACUACAAAAAAAGCACAUCAACACAGUGCAUAGCUCACCUAGAGCAAGCAUUGAAUUAGUUCAUGGAAGUUGGAAGACUCAGCAUGUCCACCAGAUAUUGCAAGGAAAUUGCUGAAUUAUACGAACAGGAGCAAAAUUUGGAGCAAGCCAUAGCUUUCUAUGAUAAAGCAGCCGAUCUUUUCCAAGGUGAAGAAGUGACAACUUCUGCAAACCAGUGCAAACAGAAAAUCGCACAAUUUUCAGCUCAACUGGAACAGCAAAAAGCUAUAGAGAUUUACGAUGAGAUAGCACGACAGUCGCUCAAUAAUAACUUGCUAAAAUACGGUGUUAGAGGGCAUCUACUGAAUGCUGGCAUUUGCCAACUCUGUAAAGGCGAUGUUGCAAUCACAAAUGCAUUGGAGCGUUACCAGGAAUUGGACCCGUUUUCAGGAACACGCGAAUAGAAAUUGCUCGCGGAUAUGGCUGCUGCUAUGGACGAAGAAGAUGUUGCAAAGUUCACUGAUGCUGUCAAGGAGUUUGACAGCAUGACUUAA
Messenger RNA from Helianthus annuus (common sunflower), 552 nucleotides. RefSeq names its product alpha-soluble NSF attachment protein. Gene Ontology annotation, biological process: SNARE complex disassembly; intracellular protein transport. The record is from RefSeq and is a predicted model, not a curated record. Gene Ontology annotation, cellular component: vacuolar membrane; SNARE complex. Lineage: Eukaryota; Viridiplantae; Streptophyta; Magnoliopsida; Asterales; Asteraceae. Gene Ontology annotation, molecular function: syntaxin binding; soluble NSF attachment protein activity.